UUCGGCGCGAUAAAGUCAAUAAUAAUUUUUAUCUUAUCAGCUGGUCGUCCAAUGAAAUGAAAUUCAUUAUUUUAUCGGAGAAGAACUCGGCAAUCCUCAACAAAGAGCACAGCGAAGGAAGGUAUUUGGAACCAGACGUUUGUUGUCAUUGCCGUCUUCUUUGUCGCCGUCGUGUUGUGGUGGUUGUUCAUAUCAACAAAAGUUUUGGCCAUCUACGCUCACCGGGCAAAAUUCCAUAAAAAAGUAACAUUUGUUUAAACAAAAUAAAAAAAAUACUCAGUAAUAACAAAAUUCGAGUAGAGUUAAUAUCGAACCAAAACGAAACGAAGCGGAAAAAAAUUAAACAUUAAAACAAAAAUAAAUUAUACAAAAUUAUUGAAAAUUAUUCAAAAAAAUUAAAAUUUGCCAUAAAGUGAUGUUCUAAUAAAAGAAAAAAAUAUUAAAAAUAAAAAAGUAACAUAAAAAUGGCAAAUAUAAAAGGUCUAUGGGAGAGAUUUGUGUAUAAGUUCUUACAAUUUGCUCCCAGUAUUGUAGUGUGCCUAAGUUUCUUGCCAUGUGGUCUGGUUUUUGGUUAUACGAUCUCCUCGUUUGUGGCCGAACGUGAUGUGGAUAGCGGAGUAAUUGUCUAUGGGCCUCUAAUAUUGGGCGCCUGCUGGGGCUUUGUAGCCGCCAUGAUAAUGUUCUUUGUGAAAUUCUUCCGUUCCCGCAUUGUUUUCUGGCACAUGUAUAUCCUGCUGGUUGCUGGUGUGUUUCAUUUCAUAUCGAGUUGUUUCUAUUUCGCCGAUGAUUUGGAUAAUGUCGGCGCCUUCAUCUCGUAUCUGGGUCACAGUUUGACAUUUUUGGCCGGGCUCAGUUUUUUGCACACGAUUCUGAGCAAAGGUACCCGGGCCCUGUUCAUGGCAAUAGCUUUCAGCUUUUACAUACUCGGCAUGGCUUCGGCGGUCAGUUUGAUUGGAACUUCGUACACGAAAAAUGCCAUGGAGAACAGUAAUGGCACCCCGCAGGAAUUGAUCCAUGGAAUUUAUGUCGACUUUGCUGGAGUAUAUUUGUCCAUGUCAGUUGUGGUUCUCGCCCUGCUAAUUGGCAUUGUGGUGCUGAACUAUUUCGGCACGACGGAUAGUGAAAAUAGUUUGGACAAUGAUUUGCGUAUUGCCAACUCGAAUGGCUCGAUUUUCGAUAAGCGGGAUGAGAUCAUUAAGCGUAUUGAAUUUUUCUAUGUUACCAAAAAUCAACAAUGGAAUGUUACGCUGCUGCUGAUCUUCACGGAGGCCAUUCAAUAUUCCCUUUUCAUUUAUUUCGCAUUUUGGUUCUCGCUGAACAAUGCGGUGCGGGUGACGGACAUCUUGAAUAUCGAUUUGAUGUUUUGGGUGAUAUAUGCCGGCAGUGCUUUGGUCCUGAUACCGCUGGUGUUUGUUUCGGUUAAAGUGACAUUUGUCGCCAAUCAAUUGUGUCUGAUCGUGUUGACCAUAUUGAGCAUGAUCAUUUGCAAUUCCGUCAAGACCUCGGUGCCCUUCUGGUUGGUGUUGUUUUUCUUUGGCAUGACAUUUUCGAAUUUACAAAUACUUCUUGUCGAGGUGGCCCACUUCCGUUAUUUGGAGCUGUUGAUCUAUGUAUCGUAUCUACUGAAAUUGCUCUCAACAUCGGUGAUCUACUAUUAUUUCGUGGCAAAUGCAAAGAAUUCAUAUUUCUAUUCGACCGAUAUAAGUACCCUGAUGUCUCAAGGUUUCGUUUUCAUCAUAAUCGGAAGUCUAUUGGCAUUGGUGGUGGGCAUGAAGGUGCCCCGCACCCACCGCACUUCGUUGUUUGAAAUACAAUAUGGCCUGUUGGGUAUUAUAUUCCAGAAACAUCAAAUCGAACAGCUGAAUGUGAGGUGUUUAAAUGACGGUACAAUACCAACGAUAAGUCGGGAGGAAUAUUGAGAGAAUUUUGGAUUUUGCGAGUACUGGAUGACACAGGGCCAGUAAUGUUAUUAUGUUAAAUAAUCUUAAGUAUUUAUUUUGUAAUAAUUUUUGAGUUAAUUUUGUGUUUUUUUUUUUGAUAAGAAUAAAAUUCAAAACCAAAAAAAA
Molecule: messenger RNA, 2066 nt
Organism: Musca domestica (house fly)
Lineage: Eukaryota; Metazoa; Arthropoda; Insecta; Diptera; Muscidae
Exons: 3
Coding region: 465-1919 (484 amino acids)
Source: RefSeq, a predicted model, not a curated record